UUUGUCAGAGACAACGUGAAGCUGGUGUGUCCAAAACAGCAGAUUUGCUGUGUGUAGUUAGUAAACUUGAAGCCGUUGUUUACAGGCAUUUUAAAACAAACGCAUCAAUAACCAGAUAUAAUUAUUAUAUGAAUUACUGACAAAAAGCAGAAGAAACAGAAUGGCGCAAGUGCUAAACCUGAACAACGAGGUUGUGAAGAUGAGGAAAGACGUAAAGAAGGCCAGAGCACUGAUCAUCCGGAAGUUAACGAGGCACAUCACCAAACUAAAGUCGAAAAAGGGUAAUGCAGAGGAAGUUGAAAAGAACAAAAGACGAGCCGGAAGGUUGUUAGAAGAAAUCCAUGCUAUGAAGAGUCUAAAACCAGAUCAAGUUACCAAAGCUGCUUUGCAAAGGAAUACCAUAUUUGAAAAAGUGUGCAAAAAUCCCAACUCUACAUCAUCAGAACGGGCAACUGCAAGAAUAGCAUCCCAUCCACAAAUCAGCAAAAAAAUAAUAGCCAUUGAAGCGGCAAUAAAGGCAUUUAAGGAAGAGAGAGAGACACAGUCAGAAGGCAAAGACACUCAAGAGGUUGCAAAGCUAGAAGACCCUGUACAAAAGACACAAUCAGUCCAAGAAAAGGAUCACUCGGAGGACCUAGAACUAACCCUACCUGGAGAUACUGCAGAAAGCAUUAACCAGAUAACUAAAACAGAGCAUGUUCGUAAUCUAGAAAGUAGUAAAGAUACAGAUAUGACUGAUGCACUGCCUGAGACCGUCAUAAUGCAGGACACUUCCAAUGCCACUAUAUCAACCAUUUCAAAUGCCAUUUCUCAGAGAAAAUCACCAAAGAAGAAUAACAAAACACAACCUAAACCUCAAAGUGAAGCCAGUGUUACAAUAAUACAACAUACACACGAAUCAGAGGGUGAAGAAAGUGAAUUAGAAGAAUCAGAUGAAGAAGAUAAAGAAUAUUUUGACGACAGUACAGAAGAACGUUUUUUCAAGCAGUCAUCCAUGUCUGAAGACAGUGAUGGGGAUGAUGACGAUUUCUUCAUUGGUAAAGUUAAACAAACAAAGAAAAAGAAAAGUGACCCUGGCCUAAAACAGGAAAAGGGGAAAACGGAAGUCAGGAAAUCUGAAAAAGAAGAUACUGAGGAAAGCAGGCACAUGUCAAACCAAAAUAAAUUACAGUCUGUAUUUUGCAAUUCUUUAUCAGGAUCAAAAGUAUCAAAGCCGCUGGAACAAACGAGGAAGUUUCAAGGAAAGCCUCAAGUGAACAAGGGGUCAGCUGAGUUAAACAGACCCCAGUUUAAGAAGCAACUGCCUCGUGCUGCUGCCAGUCGGCAGUUCACAAGUAAAGUUCCACACGUGCAACAAUCUCUUCAUCCGUCAUGGGAGGCAAGCAGAAGACGGAAAGAACAGCAGGCCCAAAUCACAGCAUUCCAGGGAAAAAGGAUCAAGUUUGACGACGACAACUAAUUUUUGUGUAUAACUUCACUAGAACUGGGCAGAGUAAUCCAAAAUGACAUGCAAAGUGCAAAUAACGCAAGUUUUCAGUGUUUUAAAUAGAAAUCUCUUGGAGCACCAGCAUUUUUGUUUCUGUACAUAUGUAUUACUUUGCUCAACCUUUUAGACACUAAGUUCUACACAAAUCCUAAAUUAUUUAGAAUUUGAUGAGUUAUCAUUCUUUGUAUGUUGUACCUUGUCUUGUGAGCCAUUACUGUUUUAAGGUUUAUGCUGCAAUUUAAUGAAGAUAUGUAGUUUUCUCUUAUUCUUUUUGGUUGUGUGUGUGCUAUUGUUGACAUGCAUGUUAUUUGAGGAUGUUUCAUAGUACCUAUAUCUGAUAUAUAAUGCUCCAACAAGAACACCUUUCACACCUGAAAGAACUAGAGACAGCCAGUGUUAAUAAUAAUGCCUAUGAUACCUGACUUAUGGGACACACUGUACAUUUCUCAAUAUUAUAAGCAGCUAAGUUCAUCACAUUUGUAAGCACCUGGGGCUAUAAUGGAAUGCAUGGCAGUGCAAGUCCCAUAUGCCAUCUUAUAAAAUGCUUAGUCUCAGAGGAUAUCUGAGUAUUGCUUUCCGUGUAUAGCAUAUUUACAUACAUAGAUGAUUAAUGUGAUCUACCAGCUUCAGCUUCAGUUUGCAUGCUUAAAUAUAGCAGGAAAUGUAAAAUGCAUUUAAGACAGAGUAAAUGUUAAAGAUAAAGAUUGUUAACUGUUUGUGUGUUGGGUCUGAAGAAUGAAACAUUUGACUAGCACAUUUGUCGUCAUGGACAUAUACUAGAUUAUAUCUAGGCUUGCUCUUUUCCAACAUUUAUUUUUCAGGCGCUCACAAAAUUAUGUAAUAAAAUUGUUUUUUAAGUGGCUCGGACAAUAUUUUUCCAUGUAUUCUUUGUGUCUAACAAGAAGCCGGAUUCAUGGUGGUUGUAGGUGUGUUUCAUAUAUAAAGAUAAUAAUUCAGUAUUAUCUGAUCUCAGCUUUCAAAAAGAAAAAUACAGGUUAUUUUUAAAAGGUUAAUGCAUUUCAGGUAUUGAUUCAUUGCAAACACUGGGUCUGAUAGUCACAGUAUCCAGGUAGUGUAAGAACAUGUGCUCUAUCUCCCUACAUGGUGUGAUCAGUUUUUUAAUUUUUUUUUACAAGUUUUAAAAACUGAAAAGUCACAGACAAUGAAUGGAAGUAAGAAGAAUGCAAAGGAAAAUAACUAAGUCAGAAGUUAUUUUCAUACAGCUAUACACUGUAUGAAUAACCCAGGGCAAGCCCUCCAGGUACAGUCUUGAUUUUUUUUAGUCAUGUAAAUGAAUUAAAUAAGUGCUCAUACUGUCAGCAAAUGCUUAAAGUUCCAAAUUGAAAGGACACAAUAUUCUAUCUAUAGUAUGGAUCCAGAGUAGCAAUGUAUAUGCUACCCCAAUGUAAGACACGAGAGAGAAGGUACAUUGAGCACCACCAUUUAUUCAAGUACAUUUUCCAUUAAAGAUACAGAAAUGUAAAGUAAGAAUAUGAAAGGGCAAUAAGAAUACAAAGCUACUAUUUGUAAAUGCCAUACAGGAGUUAUAUAGCAAUCGGGUAAUAAAUGUUCUUUUUUUUUUUUUUUUAAAUGCUAGAAAAACAAGGAAAUAAGUAUUUUAUCUACAAAGCUGCAACAUUUAGUGGCAUUUAAC
Molecule: messenger RNA, 3140 nt
Organism: Polyodon spathula (Mississippi paddlefish)
Lineage: Eukaryota; Metazoa; Chordata; Actinopteri; Acipenseriformes; Polyodontidae
Product: serum response factor-binding protein 1-like
Exons: 8
Coding region: 161-1459 (432 amino acids)
Biological process (GO): maturation of SSU-rRNA
Cellular component (GO): 90S preribosome; nucleus
Source: RefSeq, a predicted model, not a curated record